CUUGCAGAAAUGAAGCUGCUCCUGGCCCUGACAGGACUCCUGGCCAUCUUCUCACACUCUGAGGGCACCACUUCAGCUCCCCUGGGAGAGGUGGAGACCUCAGUGGUGCUGACCUGCAUGGAGGAAGCCAAGCGUCUAGUGGACAAAGCUUACAAGGAACGACGGGAAAGCAUCAAGGAGCGCCUUCGCCAGGGCUUGGCCAGCCCCAUGGAGCUCCUGUCCUACUUCAAGCAGCCAGUGGCGGCCACCAGGACAGCUGUAAGGGCCGCAGACUAUAUGCACGUGGCCCUAGGUCUGCUGGAGCAGAAGCUUCAGCCUCAGCUGCGGAGACCCUUCAAUGUCACUGAUGUGCUGACUCCGUCCCAGCUGAGUCUGCUGUCCAAGUCCAGCGGUUGCGCCUAUCAGAACGUGGGGGCGGCGUGCCCUGAGAAGGACAAGUAUCGCACUAUCACAGGGAAGUGCAACAACAGGCGCAGCCCCACGCUGGGGGCCUCCAACCGCGCCUUCGCGCGCUGGCUGCCGGCCGAGUACGAGGACGGCUUCUCGCUGCCCUACGGCUGGACGGCCGGGGUCAAGCGCGAUGGCUUCCCGGUGCCCCUGGCUCGCGCCGUCUCCAACGCGAUCGUGCGCUUCCCCACGGAGCAGCUGACCCCGGACCAAGACCGCUCGCUCAUGUUCAUGCAGUGGGGCCAGUUCAUCGACCACGACCUCGACUUUACGCCCGAGCCCGCUGCCAGGGUCACCUUCAUCUCUGGCCUCAACUGUGAGACCAGCUGCCUGCAGCAGCCGCCCUGCUUCCCGCUCAAGAUCCCACCCAAUGACCCCCGGAUCAAGAAUCAGCGUGAUUGCAUCCCCUUCUUCCGCUCAUGUCCAGCCUGCACUGAGAGCAACAUCACCAUCCGAAACCAGAUCAACGCGCUCACCUCCUUUUUGGACGGCAGCAUGGUAUACGGAAGUGAGGAUCCCUUGGCCAGGGACCUCCGAAACCUGACCAACCAGCUGGGGCUCCUGAAGGUCAAUAGCCGCUUCAGGGACAAUGGCCGGGCCUUGCUACCCUUCGACAACCUGCAUGACGAUCCCUGCCUUCUGACCAACCGUUCUGUGCGCAUCCCCUGCUUCCUAGCAGGGGAUACUCGCUCGAGUGAGAUGCCUGAGCUCACCUCCAUGCACACCCUUUUUGUUCGGGAGCACAACCGGCUGGCUACACAGCUCAAGCGCCUGAACCCCCGCUGGAGUGGGGAGCAGCUGUACCAGGAAGCUCGGAAGAUCGUGGGUGCCAUGAUCCAGAUCAUCACUUACAGGGACUACUUGCCCCUGGUACUGGGGCCAGACGCCAUGAAGAAAUACCUACCCCAAUACCGACGCUACAACGAUUCGGUGGAUCCCCGCAUCGCCAACGUCUUCACCAAUGCCUUCCGCUAUGGCCACACCCUCAUCCAACCCUUCAUGUUCCGCCUGAACAAUCGCUACCAGCGCAUCAGCCGUGUUCCACUUAGUGAGGUCUUUUUUGCCAGCUGGAGGGUAGUGCUGGAAGGUGGCAUUGACCCUAUCCUGCGGGGCCUCAUGGCCACCCCUGCCAAGCUGAAUCGCCAGAACCAAAUCGUGGUGGAUGAGAUCCGGGAGCGGUUGUUCAAGCAGGUCAUGAGGAUUGGGCUGGACCUUCCCGCUCUGAACAUGCAGCGCAGCCGGGACCAUGGCCUCCCAGGGUACAAUGCCUGGAGGCGCUUCUGUGGGCUCACACAACCCAGCACGGUGGGCGAGCUGGGCACAGUGAUGAAGAACCUGGACCUGGCACAGAAGCUGAUGGCCCAGUACGGCACGCCCAACAACAUCGACAUCUGGAUGGGCGGCGUGGCCGAGCCGCUGCAGCCCAAAGGCCGCGUGGGUCCACUCCUCGCCUGCCUCAUCGGAACCCAGUUCAGGAAGCUCCGAGAUGGUGACAGGUUUUGGUGGGAGAACCAGGGUGUAUUCAGCACGCAGCAGCGGCGGGCACUGGCCAAGAUCUCCUUGCCCCGCAUCAUCUGUGACAACACGGGCAUCACCACCGUGUCCAAGAACAAUAUCUUUAAGUCUAACACCUUCCCUCGGGACUUUGUCAACUGCAGCACACUCCCUGCACUGGACCUGGCUUCCUGGAGGAGCGGGUCCUAG
This is a messenger RNA of Elephantulus edwardii (Cape elephant shrew), 2151 nucleotides long. RefSeq names its product myeloperoxidase (gene MPO). The coding region runs from base 10 to 2151 and encodes 713 amino acids. Gene Ontology annotation, biological process: response to oxidative stress. The transcript is spliced from 12 exons. The record is from RefSeq and is a predicted model, not a curated record. NCBI's taxonomy places the organism in Eukaryota, Metazoa, Chordata, Mammalia, Macroscelidea, Macroscelididae. Gene Ontology annotation, molecular function: heme binding; peroxidase activity.